Molecule: messenger RNA, 1249 nt
Organism: Toxotes jaculatrix (banded archerfish)
Lineage: Eukaryota; Metazoa; Chordata; Actinopteri; Toxotidae
Exons: 5
Coding region: 85-903 (272 amino acids)
Cellular component (GO): mitochondrion
Molecular function (GO): glycine N-acyltransferase activity
Source: RefSeq, a predicted model, not a curated record
UUCCACGAUCUUCCAAACUGUACGCUGGUGUUUAGUGCAGGAUCCGUGUUAUUCCUGAUUGGAAAGAUAUCAUCAAGAAAUAGCAUGGAACUGUCCGGAGAGCAGCUGAAAAUAGCCGAGGCUCGGCUGAAAAGAUAUUUACCUCGGUCUCAACAGGUUUACGGUAAUUUGGUCCUCAGAAACAGAGUCAGGUCAGACCCUGUGACGGUUUUAGUGGACAGAUGGCCAGAGUUCAGUGUCAUUGUCUGCAAACCAGAAUACGAAGAGAAAGGUGAUCUCUUCAAAGACGUUCUGAUUUUUGCAAACAACGAAGCUCUUCUGGAGGAAACCAUAAGAAAGUCCUCCGUUAUUGAUUGGACCAGGCCCCUUUGUCUUGGAAUCAAUCUUCAACACAUGGAGGUAUUCAAAGCAGUGGCAUCAGAAAAAAAUGUCCCCAGCAACAAACUGGCAGUGUGUCACAUGAUGAUACUAGAGGACGUAUCCAAGCUUCCAUCUAUAGACAGCUCAGGGAUCUCCCUGAGCUCUCUGGAUGAAUCACAUAUUGGCUUGGUAAAUCAGACAUGGAAGUUUGGAAAGGAUGAGAUGGCUCUGAGGAUGAUCCGCAAUAUGACUGUACACUUCCCCUCCUGCUGCGUGCUGGAUGCAGAGCGAAAGCCUGUGUCCUGGAUCCUGACCUAUGCAUCGUGUGCCAUGGGGAUGUUGUACACUCUGCCAGAGCACAGAGGGAAAGGCUAUGCCAAAGUCCUGGUCAGCACCCUGGCCAAGAGACUCCAUGCUCAGGAAUACCCAGUCUACUGUUUUGUAGAGGAGGAGAAUGUGGUCUCCCACAGACUCUUUAAAAACUUGGGUUUUACUGAAGAUCCCUCAUACAGGGAAACCUGGUUUACUUUCAAUGAUAUGUAGAUUAUUUCAAUGAAGGGGAACUUAUCUGUGUAAUAUGUUCUAAUUAACUGAUGAGGCCCCUAUAUUAACAAAUUAGGUUCAAGAUGUCAGCUAAUGAAUUUACAUUUGCCGUGAGAUAAACUGAAAAUGCUAAUUAGAAAUUAGCAAAGAAUGCUAAUGUUUCUGCCUUCCCACUGUACAGGUGAAUGUUAUAUUUUCACUUCAGGUUCAGGUGCCUUAAACUGACACAACCUGUCUCAUGGACAUGAACCUUGCAGAUCUCUCUUCAAACAUUUCACCUCUUUUCUGGAAAAGCACUUGAUGCAUGACUUGAUCUGAAAAGAAAAGAAGAAAUCUUAAUGUAAAU